GACUCAGCGGUGUUUAAUUGUCGGCAUUGCCCCAAGAGUGAGGUUAAUUUGUUUCCAUUGUGCUGCCCUGACCGUUUGUUGAAAAAAUCUGUGAAUAAAAAUGGCUUUAUCUGUUCCCAAAGCACCUGGAGUUCCUCAAAUGCUCAAGGAUGGAGCACGGAUGUACAGCGGUUUGGAAGAGGCUGUUUACCGUAACAUCACAGCCUGCAAAGAAUUCGCACAGACCAUGCGUUCCGCCUAUGGUCCCAAUGGAAUGAACAAGAUGAUCAUCAAUCACAUUGAAAAGCAGUUUGUGACCAGCGAUGCCGGCACAAUUAUGCGUGAAUUGGAUGUUGAACAUCCAGCUGCCAAGUUGAUGGUCAUGGCCAGUCAGAUGCAAGAUGCCGAAGUAGGUGAUGGCACCAAUUUUGUUGUCAUAUUUGCUGGUGCCUUGCUGGAAAAAGCCGAAGAACUUUUGCGUUUGGGCAUAACAACAGCUGAGAUUGCCGAUGGCUAUGAAAAAGCUUUGGAAAAGGCCCUUGAAAUUUUGCCCAAAUUGGUGUGCCAUGAAGUGAAGGAUUUCCGUGAUGUUGCUCAGGUCAAAGAAGUAAUGAAAUCUGCCAUUAUGUCCAAACAAUAUGGCCAAGAAGAUUUCCUCACCGAUUUGGUGACCAAGGCCUGUGUUUCCAUUUUACCCGAUAAGGGUACAUUCAAUGUGGAUAACAUUCGUGUGUGCAAGAUUUUGGGCAGUGGUUUGUCCAAAUCCGAAGUCGUUCAUGGCAUGGUAUUCAAACGUUUCGUUGAAGGUGAUGUCACCUAUGCGGAAAAAACCAAAAUUGCUAUAUUCUCCUGCCCCGUUGAUAUUAUUCAGACCGAAACUAAGGGUACUGUAUUGAUCAAGUCUGCCGAUGAGUUGAUGAAUUUCUCCUCAGGCGAAGAAAGCCUUUUAGAAAACCAAAUUAAAGCUAUUGCUGAUACCGGUGCCAAAGUAGUUGUUUCCGGUGGCAAAGUUGGUGACAUGGCUCUGCAUUUCCUCAACAAAUAUAACAUUAUGGCUGUGCGUCUUAACUCCAAAUUCGAUUUAAGACGUUUGGCCAGAGCUGUGAAUGGCACAGUGUUGCCACGCCUUACCACACCUAGCCAAGAGGAGUUGGGCUAUUGUGAUAAGGUUUGCAUUGAAGAAUUGGGCGAUACCACUGUGGUGGCUUUCAGAAACGAAGGAAAAGAUUCCCGCAUUGCCACCAUUGUUAUCCGAGGUGCCACCGACAAUUUCAUGGACGACAUUGAGAGAGCCAUUGAUGAUGGUGUCAACAAUUUCAAGUGUUUAUCCCGCGAUGGCCGCUAUGUUCCUGGCGCUGGUGCUGUUGAAAUUGAAUUGGCCACACAAAUCGCUGCCUAUGCCGACACAUUGCCCGGCUUGGAACAAUAUGCUGUACGUCGUUUUGCUGCUGCCUUAGAAGCAUUCCCCAAGGCAUUGGCCGAGAACACCGGUAUCAAUGCCACCGAAUUGGUUAAUCAAUUGUAUUUGGCCCAUGCCGAUGGUAAGGGUAAAACCAUUGGUUUCAACAUUGAAGCUGAGAAGGCCGAAACCGUUGAUGUCACCACCAGCAAGAUCUACGAUCUCUUCCAAUCGAAAUACUGGGGCAUGAAAUAUGCUGUGGGUGCUGCCACCACAAUUCUGAAGGUCGAUCAAAUCAUUAUGGCCAAAAGGGCUGGCGGUCCCAAGCCACGUCAAAAUGCUGGCAGUGACGAUGAAAGCUAAACACAUGAAUAUCAUUCUUUUAGGUCAUUUAUCAUCAUAUAAUCACCAACAUGUAUCGUUUAACGAAGUUAAUCCUCAUUCAGUACUGCUUGAUGCGAUGUAAUGUAUUAAUAUGUUCUAUUUUCCUUUUCUUACUUACGUUUUCUGUUGAAAUCCCUUCUCGUUUUUUUUCAUUGUAAUUUUUUAAGAUUUAUCUAAAAAUUCACACACACAAAAACUUUUCAUCAAAAAAAUAAUAAUAAAAAAAAUAUUGCAAAUGAAU
This is a messenger RNA of Musca domestica (house fly), 2003 nucleotides long. RefSeq names its product T-complex protein 1 subunit theta (gene CCT8). Gene Ontology annotation, biological process: protein folding. Lineage: Eukaryota; Metazoa; Arthropoda; Insecta; Diptera; Muscidae. Gene Ontology annotation, molecular function: ATP binding; ATP hydrolysis activity; ATP-dependent protein folding chaperone. Gene Ontology annotation, cellular component: chaperonin-containing T-complex. The transcript has 3 exons. Bases 101 to 1741 code for a protein of 546 amino acids. The record is from RefSeq and is a predicted model, not a curated record.